GACGCCUUGGUGGCAGUCGAACCCUCCGCGGCCCCGAUGGCUGGUGAGGACUACGGGGCGUGCUUCUUGUGCUGCCAGAGCAUCGGCAAUGAGUCGGAGCUGAUGGUGAUCAAGGAGGGCUCGGAGAGCGUCGCGCGCGUGGUUUGCCACAAGAAGUGCAACAGCCUCAAGAAGCGCGUGCAGUCGCUCCGCGCUGGCAACUCGGACUUCGAGGCUUUCGGGGAGAUCGAGGGAGCCGCUCGCGCUGCGUUCUACGCGAACGCCGCCAACAAGUACGGCGCCGACCUCGCGCAGCACAUGGCCGAGACCAUGGAGGCGAAGCUCACUGAGCAGCACGAGGCCAAUUUCAAAGAAAGCGGCGACUUCGUGGAGAUCGGCGAGGCCCGUCAGCUGGCCCAGUUCAAGAACAACCCCGAGGCGUUCGAUCGCCUGUUGGAGCGGGCGCCCAGGAAGAAGUGCGAGUGGACGGAUAUCGAGUACGUGUACAUCCCCACGUACCGCUUCGAGCAGAAUAAGCGGCUGCUGAACGAGAACAUCAGGGCGAGGACCAUCAGCGGGGAGAAGAAGCUCAAGCGGCCCAAGGCCUUGGCAGCGCCUCCGAUGAAGAGGCUGAAGGAGCCGACCGCGGGCCCCGCGCUCCCGAAGGGCAUCCUGAACAAGUGCGACAAGAUGGAGGGCCGCCUGACCGAGCACAUCAUGCAGGCGGCCGAGACCCUCGCGCUGGCGCAUAGCCCUCAGGCUCAGGGCUACGUGGGGCCUCGCCCACUCGAGGUCGCCGACGCUUCCAACAAGAAGUUAGAGACCUACCUGGCUGAGCUGAAGAACCUUCGCGCGUGCGAUGGCACGACGAAGGAGAUCCUCGAGGCGAAGAUCGAACACGGCAAUGCCAUGCUCAACGCGCACAUCGACAUCAUCACCAAGAUUGAAGGCGCACUGGAGGACGUGGCGCAGGAAGUCUUGGUCUCCCAGGCGCUCGAUGAGGCUGGCACAGAGGGAGCGGCCGAUGCGAGGGGCCUAAAGUGCCGCGAGCCGCCGAUGGCUCACGAGGCCACCGAAUCCGUUUCCGAUGAUGAGUUUGAUGGUUGGAUGUGGUCCGACGUCAGAAAUGACGGGGUGGUGGCCGACGGCGGCUCGGAUGGGGGCAGUGAGUGUGGGUCUGGAUCCGCCCGCUCUCAUGGCAGUCUCUCGGCCUCGACCCUCGAGCUCGAUCGGUCGGCUAAGGUCGAGGGCAGCCAGGGCGCGGCAUCUGCGAACGAGGGCGGUGGCGCUGACAUGUCGCCUGGCAAGAGGGUCAAGAUCACACCGAAGAGGGCCGCCGCGGAGGCGGGCCGCCCCAAGGGCAGGGGCAAGGGCAAGGGCAAGGGUAAGAGCAAGGCAAAGGCCAAGGGCAAGGCGAAGGCGAGGGCGCGCGGGGGCAUGGCUUGA
Molecule: messenger RNA, 1425 nt
Organism: Prorocentrum cordatum
Lineage: Eukaryota; Dinophyceae; Prorocentrales; Prorocentraceae
Source: the annotation of a GenBank genome assembly